Molecule: messenger RNA, 3007 nt
Organism: Cryptomeria japonica (Japanese cedar)
Lineage: Eukaryota; Viridiplantae; Streptophyta; Pinopsida; Cupressales; Cupressaceae
Product: pentatricopeptide repeat-containing protein At3g12770-like
Exons: 1
Coding region: 269-2284 (671 amino acids)
Biological process (GO): RNA modification
Molecular function (GO): zinc ion binding; RNA binding; protein binding
Source: RefSeq, a predicted model, not a curated record
CCCUCGUUCUAAACAAAUCUUGUUUUAGGUUUGUUUUUGCAUCUUCCAAAUCGUCUGUGUGAAUUCCACUUAAGUUUUACAAUUUCAGUGAGCGACUCAGCUCCCAAAUGAUUACAAAACGAUUCUGGUAGCUUUCAUUCAUGGAUGCUGUGCAAGAUGACAAUACUUCUAGCCCUGUUCGCAGCCUCGGGUUCGACACCAUCCCCAGACACACAAACACUAAAGCAAGAGAAAGAGAAAGAGCAAGGCAUGGACACAAAACAACAUAAUGCAUUCAUACUUUAAGCUGUUUCAAACAUGCUCCAAUAUCAAACAGUUGCAGCAAAUCCAUGCCCACAUUAUUGUGAGGGGACUCGCCGAAAAUAAAAUAUUGGGUUCUAGGCUUAUAAGCGCGUAUGGAAAGCGGCAGAGUGUAGAUUAUGCACGCCUGGUUUUUGACAGAAUUCCCAAAGAAAGCGUAUUUUUAUGGAAUUCAAUGAUUACUGGGUAUUCCAAGAACGGGUUUUGGGACAAAACCCUGGAGCUCUUUUGCCAAAUGCAGAAUGAACAAGAAGCAGACCAUUUUACAUUCGCUUGCGUUCUCAAAGCAUGCGCUGCAAUUUCUGCUCUGCAGAAAGGCAGGGAAGUUCAUGUUCGUGCAAUAACAUGUGGAUUGGAAUCCCAUCUGUUUACAGCGAAUGCCCUUAUUACCAUGUAUGCGAAAUGCAGGCGUGUGGAAGAUGCACGCAAAUUGUUUGACAAAAUGUGUCCAUCCGAAAGAGAUACGGUGUCCUGGAACUCUAUGGUUGGAGGUUAUGUGCAGAAUGGGAAGGGAAUCAAGGCUUUGGAGUUGUACAUUCAAAUGAAGACGAGGAUCGAACCAGAUGCAGUCAUAUUCAUAAGCCUUCUUCCAAUCUUUUCAGAUGUCAAUAAGGGUAAGGAGAUUCAUGCUUGCAUACUCAGUAGUGGACUGCAUUUGAAUUUACAAGUGGGGAACGCACUUGUAGCAAUGUAUGCUAAAUGCGGCAUUAUUGAGUGCGCGCUCAAAGUGUUUGACGGAAUGAUUGAAAAAGAUGUCGUAUCAUGGACUGCAAUGAUCACAGGAUAUGUCCAGAAUGGACAGAGUGGGGAAGCCUUAAAGUUGUUCCACAAAAUGCAGCUGGCAGGGUUCAAGCCAAAUGCUGUUACUAUCAUAAAUGUUCUUCCAGCUUGCACCGCCCUAGUAGCUCUUCAACAAGGCAAGGAAGUACAUAAUUCAGUUAUAAGAAAUGGGUUUGAAUUGGAUGUUUUCGUGGUCAGUACCCUGAUAGACAUGUAUGCCAAAUGUGGGAGUUUGAAGAUUGCACUUCACUUAUUUAACACAAUGGCGCAUAAAGAUCCGGCCUUGUGGACCGCAAUGAUUUCUAGCUAUAGUAUAAAUGGGUGUGCUGAUGAGGCAAUUAUGCUUUUCGAUCGAAUGCUUGCUUUAGGAUAUAAGCCGGACAGUGUCACCUUUGUCGCUGUUCUAUCUGCUUGCAGUCGUGCAGGCAUGGUAGUGAAAGGCCGGCGUUACUUUGAUAGGAUGAAACUAGAUUAUUGCAUUGUACCUGGGUUGGAGCACUAUGCAUGCAUUGUAGACCUUCUUGGUCGAGCAGGGCACUUGGACGAGGCAUAUGAUUUCAUUGGCAAUAUGCCGUUAAAACCAAAUGAUGAUGUGUGGGGUGCCUUGCUUGGUGCCUGCAGAAUUCAUCAAAAUAUACAGUUGGGAGAGCUUGUAGCAGAACAUCUCUAUGACCUGAAACCUAAGAAGGCUGGCUAUUAUGUUCUGAUGUCAAAUAUCUAUGCUGCAGCUGGAAGGUGGGAUGGUGUAGAAAAGGUAAGAGCAAUAAUGAAAGGCAAGGGGGCGACAAAGAUGCCAGGAUAUGCCUGGAUUGAGAUCAAGAAAAAGGUUCAUGCAUUCCUUGUAGAGGACAGAGCACAUGCACAAUCAGCAGAAAUUUAUAAAACAUUAGAGGAUUUGGCCGGGCAAAUGAAAGAGGCAGGAUAUGUGCCCAAUACAAACUUUGUGUUGCAAGAUGUGGAGGAGGAAGAAAAGGAGCAUAUCCUAUGUAGUCAUAGUGAGAAGCUGGCUCUUGCUUUUGGGCUUAUGAAUAUUAAAUGCCCUGGUACAUCUAUCCGAAUCAUAAAGAAUCUUCGCAUUUGUGGUGAUUGCCACCAUGCCAUGAAGUUUAUCUCCAGAAUUGUUGAACGAGAAAUAAUUAUUAGAGACUUGAGUCGCUUUCAUCAUUUCAAGAAUGGGGAAUGUUCUUGUGGAAAUUACUGGUGAUAUUAAUGGAAAGGAUUCAACAAAUGGGAGGACUGUUAAGUAAUACCGUAUGGUGAUUUCCACAGUCACUACUUUCAGCUCCAAAUCUUUGAGCAGAAAUUCAUUGUGAAAGAUUUUAUUGGCAUCCAUCGUUUUGAGAAGAGAAUGGCCUAUGUUCUUAUGGAGCUUGGGCAAUGCUCACUUGAAGGAGACCAAAACCAAAAGGAUGAACCACAACUAUAAGCAAUAUGGUGAUUUUCAAAACAAAACCAUUGUUUAAUUUGUUGAGUAAAAACUAUUAUAGAUUCAAUUGACUUCCACCAUUUCAAGAAUGGGCAAACAAUCUUAUGGAGAUUGGACUAUGUUCUUGCGAAAACGUUAUGGAGGUAUUACUUGAAGGAGAUCAACUAUCACAAAGGGCUUAUUGACAAACAUUAUCAUCCACUCAAAAUAAAUGGAUUAACACUGAUCCACGUGACCAAGAGCACAACCAAAUACAUAUCACAAGAAGCACCAGUUUGUGGUUCUCUUCAAUGACUUGCUUUUAACACUGAAGUCUUAAAAUCGGACGCUUUUAUAGUUGAAUUCUUUUUAAGAAAGUGCUUCAACUUCUUUGACAAGUUGUGUAUCAUUCUCUUGUCAAUACAUCGUCUAGAAUUUGCAUUCUAUUUUGUUAUGGUAAACAAAAUAGAUCAUUCGAUGGACUCUCUUUGAGCAAAUGCAUUUCCUUUUACUCUACUCUAC